UGAACUCGUACCAAACUUCUGGACUUCUGUAGAACUUUCUUCUCCAUUGGCAUGCAAAUGUCUCUCUCCAUGCAAGGUCCAAACUGAAAAAAGGAAAAAGAUCUACACUAAUUUAUUUUUCUCCCUUAUAUAAAGACACACAUGUUGGUCACUGCAAAACAACCAAUAAACUGACCAACCACCACGAGCCAAGAGCCAACCCACACACCACUGUGUCUGUACUCACCGCGAGCUCACGAGCUCAAUAAUGCCUCGCUCCGGCGCUCUUCCCCUCCUCGCCGCGCUGGCCCUCGGCCUGGCGGCCGCGGCCGCGGCCGCUGCCUCGGCAUCGAAGGGCGCACCGGCGGCCACUGACUUCAUCCGCAAGUCGUGCCGCGAGACGCAGUACCCGUCGGUGUGCAUGCAGAGCCUGUCGUCGUACGGCAAGCCGCCGCCGCGCAGCCCGCAGGAGCUGGCGCGCGCGGCGCUGUCCGUGAGCGCGGACCGCGCGCGGUCGGCGUCGGCGUACGUGGGGCGGAUCUGCGGGCCGGGCCUCCGAGGCGGCGCCGGCGGCAAGGCGAAGGGCAGCCCCGCGCGCGAUUGCCUGGAGAACAUGGCGGACAGCGUGGGCCACCUGCGCGACGCGGCCAAGGAGCUGGACGGGGGCCUCGGCCGGGCCGGGUCGCCGGCGUUCCGGUGGCACCUGAGCAACGUGCAGACCUGGUGCAGCGCCGCGCUCACCGACGAGAACACCUGCCUCGACGGGCUCUCCCGCGGCGUGGACGCCGGCACGCGCGCCGCCAUCCGGAGCAAGGUCGUGGAGGUCGCCCAGGUCACCAGCAACGCCCUGGCGCUCGUCAACAAGGUCGGGUCCGGGCACUAGCCCGGCCCAGGCCCACUCGGUUCGCCUUGCUACGUAUACUAGUACUACGCGCGUACGCUCGUAUCCUGGUGCUCUUUAAUCUUGGGUCAUGUACUCUGCUCAUGUUCUUCUGGAUGCGCUCUAUAAUCCGGAGUAGUACUACUGUAUUUCAGUUUCCAUGUGUUCUUGAUGUGCCUGUAAAAUGUAGCUAAGACAAUCAAUGAAGAGUGUAAUUAAUGUUAA
Molecule: messenger RNA, 1084 nt
Organism: Hordeum vulgare subsp. vulgare (domesticated barley)
Lineage: Eukaryota; Viridiplantae; Streptophyta; Magnoliopsida; Poales; Poaceae
Product: 21 kDa protein-like
Exons: 1
Coding region: 248-862 (204 amino acids)
Biological process (GO): negative regulation of catalytic activity
Molecular function (GO): enzyme inhibitor activity
Source: RefSeq, a predicted model, not a curated record